This is a messenger RNA of Suillus clintonianus, 1337 nucleotides long. Its product is annotated as kinase-like protein. The record is from RefSeq and is a predicted model, not a curated record. Gene Ontology annotation, molecular function: ATP binding; protein serine/threonine kinase activity. NCBI's taxonomy places the organism in Eukaryota, Fungi, Basidiomycota, Agaricomycetes, Boletales, Suillaceae. The coding region runs from base 153 to 1184 and encodes 343 amino acids. Gene Ontology annotation, biological process: protein phosphorylation. Gene Ontology annotation, cellular component: nucleus; cytosol; protein kinase CK2 complex. The transcript is spliced from 8 exons.
AGCCUAUUCCGGCUUCAAAAGCUUCCGCAACCAGAGGGCUGUCCACCCAUUCUGAAUCUUUUAAGUAGCUAACUAGAUGCCCCAGUAGGGCACGACGUAUCCACUGCCUCGUGUUAAGUCCCAGUUCUUGUCUUUCCCUUGAGGGACAGGUCAUGGCUCGUAUCUAUGCCGGUGCGAAUGCACAACUGGGACGCUCGUGGUAUGACUAUGACAAUUUCCGCAUCGAGUGGAGUUCUCCCGAACGCUAUGAGAUCGUCGAUCGUGUAGGAGGUGGGAAGUAUAGCGAGGUGUUCGAAGGGUUGGAUACCGCUAACACCGAAACUUGUAUCAUCAAAGUACUCAAGCCUGUAGCCCCCAAGAAAAUCAACCGUGAAAUUAAGAUUUUGCGUAACCUCACUGGAGGCCCGAAUGUUGUUGCCCUGCUUGACGUCGUUCAAGACCCUUCAUCACGAUACCAUAGCUUGAUCAUGGAAUAUGUGGAUAAUGUGGAGUGGAAAGCCUUAUACCCAAUACUUGGCGAGGUAGACAUCAAGUUCUAUGCUUUCCAGCUCCUUAAGGCUUUGGAUUUUGUGCACUCGCGAGGAAUCAUGCAUCGUGAUGUAAAGCCGGGCAACGUCAUGAUUGAUCAUCGACACCGGAAGCUACGGCUCAUUGAUUGGGGACUAGCUGAAUUCUAUCAUCCUGGAACGGCAUAUCAUAUUCGCGUCGGUUCACGGUACUACAAAGCGCCUGAAUUGCUCGUGGGGUAUAAGUUGUACGAUUACAGCCUUGAUCUGUGGAGCGUGGGAUGCAUGCUUGCCUCGAUGCUGUUUCGCAAGGAGCACUUCUUCCGCGGUUCGGACAAUAAUGACCAACUCUUGAAAAUCAUGAAAGUUCUAGGAUCCGACAGUUUCGACGCAUAUUUGAAGACAUAUGACAUACCAUUUGAAACAGACAUGGAGGCUCUUUUGCACUCUUAUCCAAGACAGCCUUGGGCACGUUUUGUUAAUGCUGACAACCAGCCGUUUGUGACGUCAGAGGCAGUGGAUCUUCUCGACAAAUUACUGCGUUAUGAUCAUCAGAAACGGCUAACAGCACGGGAGGCUCAAGCCCAUCCAUAUUUCAAUCUGGUCAGACUCGAGGCAACAUCAAUUAAAGGAGACUCAGCGGAGUACGUUAGCGACUCUGGAUUCUGCUCUAUGUAAAGAAACUAGGGAGGUCAUGCUGUGUAGGUGUAAUUUUGGAUCUUACACUUGUAGGGAAGCUGUUGUAUCGGGCGAUGUUGUCACUAUUAGGGCCAAGACACUCAUGUUCGAGAAUGUGAUCAGAAUUCAAGAACGCGGUGAUUGCAUCAAAUC